This is a messenger RNA of Megachile rotundata (alfalfa leafcutting bee), 1983 nucleotides long. RefSeq names its product lysocardiolipin acyltransferase 1. Gene Ontology annotation, cellular component: endoplasmic reticulum; endomembrane system. Gene Ontology annotation, biological process: phosphatidylinositol acyl-chain remodeling. Gene Ontology annotation, molecular function: acyltransferase activity. Lineage: Eukaryota; Metazoa; Arthropoda; Insecta; Hymenoptera; Megachilidae. The record is from RefSeq and is a predicted model, not a curated record.
UCAAUAAUGGUCCAACACAGCAUCCCAGAACUCUGUAGGCAUUGGGUGGAGAAUGGGGGUGAAAGGGGUAAAGUAUAGAGAAGCCCCUCUAGUAAGAUAGAAGGGAAGCCAGAGAAAACAUUUGAGAAAGAGUUAGUUAACAUUGAAUACUUGAAAAAAGUGGUUCAUUCAGAACAUACACAUGAUCAAAUAUUUAAGACACAGUUUAAGAUGCGUGGACUUAUACGUGGAACUUUAUACUGUGCGCUAUGGUAUGGCAGUGUAGUAGCUGGUUUUUUAUUUAUUGCUUGUCCUAUGUUACCACUGUUAUUCUUUAGUCCUCCAAAAUUUCGAAAAUGUGGUGAUCGUUUGUUUUCCUGUUGGGAACUUUAUUCUACAGCUCUUUUAAAAGUAUUUGGUGUAAAAAUUUUUGUAUCGGGAGAUCAUAUAUCUCCAAAUGAAUCUGCUAUACUUGUUAUGAACCACAGGACACGAGUAGAUUGGAAUUUCUUAUGGGCUGCAAUGUAUCAGGCUUGUUUACCCAGUAUAGCAACCCAUAGAUUGAAAUUUGUUUUAAAGGAUCCUAUACGACACAUUCCAGGCCCAGGAUGGAUAAUGCAGAUGAAUGGUUUCCUUUAUAUAACUCGUCAUUGGGAAGAGGAUCAAAGUCGUCUAUCACGUACUUUGGAUUACUUAGUAGCUUUAGAUAGACGGUCUCAGUUACUUAUAUUUCCGGAAGGUACCGAUUUGACUAAAACUAGCAAAGAAAAAUCGGAUAGAUAUGCUUUGCAGCAUGACCUACCACAGUAUUCUUUUACGCUUCAUCCAAAAACAACAGGAUUUAGUUAUUUGGUUCAACACCUUCAACAAGCAAACUACCUUGACGCUAUUUAUGAUUUAACGAUCGCAUAUCCAGAUUAUAUUCCUCAAUCCGAAUUAGAUUUGAUCAAAGGUAAAUUACCAAAUGAGGUACAUUUUAAUAUUAAACGAAUACCAUCAUCAGAUAUGCCAACACAAGAUUUGACACUAAGACAAUGGUUAGAAGAAAGGUGGUCUGAUAAGGAGAAAGUUUUGAAACGAUUUUAUGAGGAAAAGACUUUUUCUGCUGAAGUUUGGCCACUAACAAGACUGCUUCCUUUACAAAUUGCAUUUGGUUUCUGGAGUAUUUUAACAGGUGCUGCAAUAAUUUUACUUAUAUUUUCACCAUUAUUUCAAUUAUGGGCACUGAUUUAUUCAACUUUCUUUGUUGCGCUAUCAUUUUUCACUACUGGUUUUAGUCAACUUGAAAUAGGAUGGUAUUGGCGUUGGAAAACACAUUUAUUAAGUAAGAUAUGUAGUUACUAAACUUCCAAAAGCAGUAUUUAAUGUGAGUAAGUUUCUUUAUCAGAUCAUAGCAUUUAUUUGUUUGUGUGAUAUUACAAUAACUGCUAUAUUACUAGAAAUUUUCGGUGAUAUUAAACAUAAUUUGAGUCAUAUACAUACAUUAUAUCAUAUAUGUAGGAAUACCUGUUUAUAAAAUCUUGAUAAAUUUACUAUAAAUUUGAUCAAUGUAAAAACAGAUUGUUUUUCAAUAUUGACUGAAGUACUUACAUUUUGUAAAAUAAUAAUGAUACUAUUUUAAAAUUAUAAAAAGGAAGGUAUUAAUAUAAUGUACAAACUGAGAAAUAAUGGAACUGGAAAAGUUAUAGUGAAGUUAUUGAAAUGUUAUAGUAAAACUUAACCCUCUGUAGAUUAUCUGAUUAAAUACGUAAUAUAUACACUACACAUUUUGAAAUUCUAGUUAGAGUAAAAUACAUCAGUUAUAAAAGCGUUUUGUAUUGUACAAAAAAUUAUGAAAAUAAUUUUUGUGAUUUCCUACUUUGUGAUAUUUCUUGACAAUAUCAAUUUAUUAUAUCUUUUUUUAAUAAUACAGUUUAAUUUACAUAUUAAUACAUUCCAUGUAUUGUGAACUAUAGGGGGUUGAAAUUAGUUGACAAAUUUUUUAACCAAAGAUAUUUUAUUAAC